This is a messenger RNA of Aplosporella prunicola CBS 121167, 3608 nucleotides long. RefSeq lists its product as uncharacterized. NCBI's taxonomy places the organism in Eukaryota, Fungi, Ascomycota, Dothideomycetes, Botryosphaeriales, Aplosporellaceae. The coding region runs from base 106 to 3372 and encodes 1088 amino acids. The record is from RefSeq and is a predicted model, not a curated record. Gene Ontology annotation, biological process: regulation of transcription by RNA polymerase II; DNA-templated transcription. Gene Ontology annotation, molecular function: DNA-binding transcription factor activity, RNA polymerase II-specific; RNA polymerase II cis-regulatory region sequence-specific DNA binding; zinc ion binding. Gene Ontology annotation, cellular component: chromatin. The transcript is spliced from 2 exons.
AGUCCCGUCCGACCGCGCCCGCCUGAGCCGACGGAUGUGCACCUGGCGCCCACUCCCGACUGUGCGCCUCGAAACCUCCCACCGCCCGCUCCGCUCCACCAUACCAUGGACGAUCCCUUCCACCAGACCUCUACCUACUUGCAUGGAAUCCCGACGCCUUCUGGCACCCAUUCCCAGCCCUUGACACCGCACCAGACGUCGAUGCCGCCUCAAAGGUUUCGCGCGCCCUCCGCGUCCACUCAGCAGCUCCCCCCACUGCCUCCACUCGGGAACGUGACCCAGUUCUCCACAAACGCCUACGGGAGCGCGCCCCAGACUCCGCUGACUCCGCAUACGCCCGCCUCCAGCGCCCCCUCGGUCAGCAACGGCCGCGCGCUGCCUACCAUUGCGCCGCAUCCCCCGCUCCACUCGAACCCGUCGUCGAGCUCUUACUUCCUCUCCCACCCGACCCUGUCUAACGGCCAGUCGCUGGGCGGCAUCACCUCGAGCGCCCACCCCAACAACGUGCAUGCCAUCGCCCCUGCGAGCAUGACGGCCUCGCUGCAGGACAUCCGUCCAAUGCCCUCGGGCGGCAUCGGCCUGCCCUACAGCUCCUCGCACUUGAUGACCCAGCCUCCCAUACUCCCCAACCAGGAGCCUGAGCCGAUACAUGUCGUUGGACAGCAAGGUCGCCGUGGUGUCUUGCCCACCGCCAACGGUCGCCCAGCCCCCGGCAGCGCCAAGGCAACACAGAACUUGACCAAGAACGCCGACAACAAGUACGAGUGUCCCCAUUGCAACAAGACUUAUCUUCAUCUGAAGCACUUGAAGCGCCACCUCCUGAGACACACCGGCGAGCGUCCUUAUCAAUGCCAUCUUUGCAAGGACACCUUCUCUCGUUCCGACAUUCUCAAGAGACAUUUCCAAAAGUGCUCGAUCCGUCGCGGUAACCCCACCGGCCAGAACCAUCUGGCCAACUCUCAGGCACACUUGAGGAAGAACAGAGCUUCGCAGGGUGGAUCAGGUGAUCACAGCUACCUCAACGCUGUGAACGCCCCUACUGGUUUUUCGAAUGGUGCUUACCCAAACAACAUGGUCGGCAAUCAGGGAUUCUCGUCCGAAUCGCCGGGCCAGUACGCUGAAAGCCUGCCGUCCAUGUCCGCCCGCACGUCCCGCGCCAACAGCCUGAUGCAGCCCUCGACCCAAAUGAACGGACUCAACGACCAGCGCAGGAGCAUCUCCGACCUGAACGUCCUUCAGCAGAACCGCAUGAGUUUCGACGCGAGCCAUCUGAACCACGCAAACACGGUUCCCGGCAGCCUUGGAGGACAGAUGCCUGGUUAUACCAUGGGCCACAAUGAUCAACUCAACCAUCAGUUUGGGUACAACCACGCCGUCUCGGGCGCUAACAUGCACAACAACAUGGCAAUGAAGGCUGAUGAUCACAACACAGCCAUGUUCAACCGCGCCAGUAUCUCUGGCAUGAACAACGUCCAUAACGGCCAGGGAAACGAAAUGGGUUGGGAUAAUCCUUACCAUCACAAUGGGGGACAGGACGCAUUCGGCAUCCCAACCAGCAUCUCUCAGGAUCCUGUUGCUAUAAAAGCCGAGACAGAUCUGACCACGAACAACUUUCACCACUCGUCCGGUGAGGCCACACCGGAUGGCAUGUUCAACAACAUUUAUUCCAGUGCGUCGGCAUUCCCCAACACAGACACCGUGUUUGACACUUGGAACUUGAGCUCUUCUGAUCCCUUGCAGAAUAAGGCUGAAGCUUUGAUCGCUUUCUGCUUCCCCGGCGGGACCUCUCUUGUCCAGCCUAACGAGGCACAAGCGCUCGAUGUUCUGAGGAAGGCCUCCUCGCUGGAAAACAUGAAGUCCUUCCUCGAAGGUUUCAAGAAUUUCCAGGAGCACUGGCCAUUGAUUCAUAUGCCAACCUUCAACCCGGUUGAAGCCAGCAAUGGUCUCCUCUUAACUAUCAUCUGCAUUGGGGCUGUGUAUUCAAAGGAGCAAAAUAUUUUACAGGUGCGGGCGCUCAUGGAGUUGACGAAGGGCGCUGUUCAACGAUCUUCACGUAUUUAUGGCAUGCUUGGCGAUUCGGACCAAGACAAGGCCAACAUCAUCACGAAUUCGACGGCCGAUAUCGAGGAACUUCAAACACUGAUUCUACUUUCGAUGGCUUUCAUGUGGCACGGCAACGCGGCGCAGCGGCAGCAGAUCCGGGAAGAAUUCCCGAAGCUGGCGCAAGUUACGCGCAAUCUCAAUCUACUCACCCCGACCCCGGAAGGCCAACAGGGUUUCAGCAUUCUGCACAAUGUGGGCGCCGACGCUCACCCGCACCAGCUGCGGCAGUGGUCUUGGGGUUCUUGGGUGGCGCAAGAGAAGAAGUCGAGAAUCAUGUUCCUCAUCUUCCUGCUCGACGCAGCACUUGUCAUGUUCUGCAAUUGCCGUGCUCAGUUCGACGUUUUCGAGAUUCGCCUUCCGCUGCCGUCUGACGACGCGGUUUGGGAGGCGCGUACCGCGAACGACUGCGCUGAUGCCCUCGGUUUGCAUGGCCGUGUGGUGCAGGAGAGGAAGAACAUUGCGGGCAGCCGUCUGCUGAAGCAGCAGGAGAUCCGCGAGGUUCUGCGCACGUUGGUUCAGAACAACAGCGAGCCCUUGCCUCGGUCGACAAACAUCUACUCCAAGUUCAUCAUCAUUCACGCUAUCCACGUCCAGAUGUGGAGCGCACUUCGCCAGGCAGCGCAGCACACGAACCUGCUUCCCAACGGUAUGCCGUCGAGUGGUUCCAGCACUCCCAUGUCAAACGAGUUCGACGCCUCUUCUGGAACCAGCAGUGCCAGCACGAGUGGCCCUGCGACACCGACAGAUACCGUCGCGGCGCAGAACGCCAACCAAGCGCUUCGCAUUGUCAGUUUGGCGCUGGAGCAAUGGAAGCGGAGCUGGGAUCAAGACAUGGGGUUUCAAUACGGGCCGCAGGCACCAUCUCCUCGCGGCUACUGCAGAGAUGGCAUCCAUUACUUUUGGCUUGCAAACACCAUCAUGCGCAGACGCAGCAAGGACUGGCUGAACAUGGGCGCGGACCAAAGGUUCUCUCAGACCCUCCAUGUCCUCAAGCAAAUCAAGAACUGGGUCGCCUCUGAACAGAGCAGGUUUGGCAUGCCAUCCGGCUCUGUCGGCGACAUGGACAACAACUACGCUGUUGACGACCUGCUGCUGGACAUGAAGCUUCUUUUCGCGCCCAUUGACAAGCAGUCUGGAACCCAGACCCCACAGUCCCACAGCAUUGCUGCUACUCCCACUAGCGUCCAUGCCACCGGAGUUCAUCCUCAUGGUGUUCUGGCUAGCGGGAUUCCCACACAUGGUGGUGUCUCUGCUGUCAGUACCUAUUAAUGCACCCAAGGUUCUCCGCUCGACGCUUUUAAUUCUGCAGUCUGCUGCGCCUCCACAAGUAUCUAGCCGAAUCGAACCAUCCGGAAACCUUCAAUUGUUAACGUCGGUUACGCUCAUUGCAUGUCAUUUUUCACGCGCACUAUACUAGACGAGGUCGGCGUUGUCAGGCAGCUUCGUUCUAGAGUUGAACCGUAGCCUGCCGUCUUUUCGUUUAUUUCAUUGAUUGUCUUUUUUUU